Nymphaea colorata (pocket water lily) is the source of this 887-nucleotide messenger RNA. RefSeq lists its product as uncharacterized. Lineage: Eukaryota; Viridiplantae; Streptophyta; Magnoliopsida; Nymphaeales; Nymphaeaceae. The coding region runs from base 62 to 562 and encodes 166 amino acids. The record is from RefSeq and is a predicted model, not a curated record. The transcript is spliced from 4 exons.
UUCUACCUCAAUAUCCCCUCCCGACUCCCCAUCAUCAUCAUCAUCUCUCUUUCUCUCUCUCAUGGCUUCCAGUGCAUACAGCAAGCUCAUGUGCCUUAGUGCAGCAUUUCUUUACUUAUCUGCGUUAUGUUGCCGUGCAGAAUAUUAUUAUGAAGAGGGUCCGAUGGAGAUACUGGAAAGGGCACUUAGAUGCUUUGAUGAUCGUGUGAUUCAGGUUUACAGGGAGUGUGCAUACGAAUACAGGUUGACGGCAGAUGGAUACAUGACAGUGCCAGAGGCUUCCACAGAGGCAUUUUGCAGUGGACCGUGCUUGGAGGAGACAGAUAUGGUGCUCCACUGUGUGGAUCGCAUUCUGGACCACUUUGAGUUUUAUAACAGGGCCACCAUACGAGAUGUGAGGGACACCAUCCGUGAUGCAUGCAGGGAAGGGAGAUGGCGAGGUCGUUUUGAUGUUUAUGAGCACAUGCAAGCGGGUAAAGCAGUGGAACCUGUCAACCAACUGAGUCAUCUUCCAUUGUUACUAGGAUUAAGUUUGAUGCUGCUACUACAGAAUUCAUUAUGAAUUAGCACUCGCACAUUUGCCAGGUCCAAGAAGACAGUUUGAGUAAUCUAGGUCAAUCCGGCAAAAUCCAAAGUUACUGACUCUUAUACUAGCACAACCAUUUUGUUCACUGUUUUUACUGUUUCCAAUGAAUCAUUUGAUUCAUAUUAUAAAUUAUUCUCAUUAUACAGGCAAAAUAUUGAGACAAUGUAAGGGUCUUAAAUCUUAAGAUUCAAGGAGCCUUCAUCCUGGAGUUUUUUCUGUUAAAGUAAUCACAGGUAUAAAAGGCUAAACCGGCAUGGAUAGGCCUCUCAAUUGAAAAAUGAUUAAUCUGAUAUCAAGAAAA